AUGCAAGGGCAGAGGGGUACAAUUGGUUCCUUGCCUGAAAUGCUAGAUUUUGACCAUGGAAGUACAUCAAGUGAUGCUAUAGAUCAGCAGAUUUGCUGGAAUACCACACGGAAUCCUGCAGAAAAUCGGAUGCCAGACUAUGUUCAAUCGCCCGGUGAUAUGAAUGUCGGGUUUGUGAAUUCUAUGGGACAUGAACGACAGCACUUGAGCAGAUGGUGCUUAGGUGAACCUAGUUCUAGCAAUUCACAGACUGAGGUAAACCGUGAUGAGCGGAAACCAGAACUUGGAUGGUCUUCUUCAGUGGAUCCAAGUGCUGAAGCCGCUUCAAGGUUAGAGGAGCGGCGUUAUGAACCAACUAAUAACCUUUCACUGGACAACAAUGUGAAUACUAUUUUUACACAAAGUUCCAGUUCUGAUGCAAUUCCACAGAAUCUGAACUUGAAUGCAGGUUUUGCGGGUCAUGGUGGUGAUAAUAGUCAAGUCAUGGAAUGUCCGAAUACAUACAAGUAUAAUGUAUCUGAAAAUGAGCGAAUUCGACCUCCUAGUAGUUCUGAUCCUUUUAUGCUUCCUUCUGGAAGUGCUGGAUUUUUAGUUGGAGAGAAUGAUGGCAGACCAGGUUGUUCAUUGGAGGGUCGUCGUGUAUCUUGUAAAAGAAAGGCUAUUGAGGGAAAUAUAGGACAGUCUUCUGUAAGUGGAAGUUGUAGUUACUUUCAGCAUACAGAAAGUGGUGGAAGGCCUUCUAUUCCUGCUCACUAUAAUGCAGGCGGCAGCCUAAGCAUAUCUGCCCCUGCAGAACAGGGGAAUCCAAGACUUGGGGCAGGAGGGAGAGAGCUCACUUCUGACAGCCUUCCUGAUUCAAAUGCUGGAAGAAGUUCAGAAGGCUCUCAUAGGAACUUCCGUGUGAGAAUCAACCCUUCAAAUCAACAAAAUUCUAUACCCGCUGCUAGGUUCUCAACAGGGAGGGCUGUUAGGCAUUCUGGUGUCUCGUCUUCCCAGCAUUCACCAAGUCUUCUUCCAGUUGAUCAUAAUAUGGACCUGAGACCAGCACCAGCACUAGAUAAUAUGAGUUCACAGAACCAGCCAGUUGUCAUCCAUGUUCCUGCUUUGCCACAAAAUGUGCAAUCAUUAAGAUGGAGUGGAGGAGGUUCUAGCUCAAGAACUGGCAGCUUAUCCAAUUCUGUGGUUUUUGGAGACAGGGAUGCUCCACCGCGUGAAGAAGUGAACUCAAGAAGCAUGGCAAGACACAUUUUGGAUCAUCCUAUUUUUGUACCAGCAACUGAAUUGAGAAAUUCCGCUCGGCAUCCUGCAGGUGCAUCCAAUAGAAAUUUAACCGGUGGAAAUGCAAGUAUUCCUGGAAAUGUUGCUUCUUCAUCCCGGACUGGCUCAAGUUCAAGUGUUCAUCCAGCAUCUGCACCUACGUGGGUUCCUCAUCACAAUUCGCAUCCACAAUUUCCUCGAAGAUUAUCUGAAUAUGUUCGUCGAUCAUUGUUUUCUGCUACUGGUAAUGAGUCUGGGAGCCAGGGCACCAAUUAUUUGCCACUGCGUUCGGCUCCUCCAUCAUCAGCUGAGAUAGGUAAUUCAUCUGGUGCUGGUAACCAGGGUCAUCAUCAUUCUCACCCAAGGUCAGCAUCUUGGAUGGAGAGACAUGGUGAUGGUGGACUUGGGGUUCCCUAUUCGUUACGGACUUUGGCUGGUGCUGGCGAAGGAAGUAACAGGCUUGUAUCUGAGCAAAUUUGCAAUGUCUUGGGUCUCAUGCGUAGGGGUGAAAGCUUGCGAUUUGAGGAUGUUAUGAUUCUUGAUCAGUCGGUUCUUUUUGGGGUGGCUGAUAUUCACGACCGGCAUAGGGAUAUGCGACUUGAUGUUGAUAAUAUGUCUUACGAGGAGUUAUUGGCUCUGGAAGAGCGCAUCGGAAAUGUGAGCACGGGAUUAAGUGAAGAAACCAUAUCAUUUCGCUUGAAACAUAAGAAGUAUAUUGCAGUAGGAUCUCAGGCAGAGACAGAGCCAUGUUGUGUAUGUCAGGAGGAUUAUAAUGACGGAGAAGAUCUUGGAAUGCUUGAAUGCGGCCAUGAUUUCCACAGCGACUGCAUAAAACAAUGGCUGAAGCACAAGAAUUUGUGCCCCAUCUGUAAAACUACAGCCCUCGCAACAUGA
Molecule: messenger RNA, 2151 nt
Organism: Prunus armeniaca (apricot)
Lineage: Eukaryota; Viridiplantae; Streptophyta; Magnoliopsida; Rosales; Rosaceae
Source: the annotation of a GenBank genome assembly